UGUGGCUCAGACUAGAAAGAGGCCCCACCAAGUACUGCCACCGUGCCGUGUCGGCGAAAGGUGGGGAAUUCGAAGCAUGAGCUUUCUGUCGCGGAGUGAAUACGAUCGUGGCGUCAACACCUUCUCGCCAGAGGGCCGACUCUUCCAGGUUGAAUAUGCCAUCGAGGCCAUCAAGCUGGGUUCAACAGCCAUCGGGAUUUGCACCAAGGAGGGUGUCAUUCUCGUAGUGGAGAAGAGGGUGACGUCACCAUUGGUCGACCCCAGCUCCAUUGAAAAGCUCUUAGAGAUUGACUGUCACAUGGGCUGUGCCAUGAGUGGCCUCACUGCUGACGCACGAACUUUGGUGGAUCAUGCCAGAGUUGAAGCGCAGGCACAUUGGUUCACCUACAACGAGCGCAUGCCCAUCGAAAGCAACGUCAAUGCGAUUGCAGACCUGGCCUUGGACUUCAGCGACUCGGACAAGAAGAAGAAGACCAUGUCGCGGCCCUUCGGCGUGGCCCUGUUGGUUGGUGGCGUGGAUCCUUGGGAUGGUCCCGUGCUCUUCAACACGGAUCCUUCAGGAACUUUCACCAAGUAUGCAGCCUGCGCCAUUGGCAGCGCUCAGGAGGGUGCAACAAGCAUGCUGCAGGAACAGUACAACAAGGACAUGACAUUAAAGGAGGCUGAGAUUUUAGCGCUCACCACGCUGCGUCAGGUCAUGGAAGAGAAGUUGAGCAAGUCCAACAUCGAGGUUGGAGUGGUCCCAGCUACUACCGGAAUGUUCCGCUGCUACACAGCCGAAGAGCUGGACGACCUCAUUUCUCGAUUGCCAGCACCGACACUGCCAACUUUGUCGAGCGCGACAGGCCCAGGUCGAAGUGACCUCUCCUACGGGGCAUAAAAGGGCAUAAGAGGCUCUUGAUGUAUCGAAAGUGAUAUCUCAUGGUACGAAAAGAGGUGCACAGCGGCAGACCAAUGGAGCAUUCACAGCGCUCAGCGUCAAGGAA
Durusdinium trenchii is the source of this 986-nucleotide messenger RNA. The record is from the annotation of a GenBank genome assembly. Lineage: Eukaryota; Dinophyceae; Suessiales; Symbiodiniaceae.